AUGGGAGUGCCUUCUGAGGUCGACACGAGUCUCGGCAAAAUAUCAAAGUGGGGGGUUUUCGAGUUUGUCCCGCAUAAUCAGCAUGGCGCACUGAUGGUAUGUCUAAGGAGCUUCUGGGAGCGCUUGCCGAUCGGAAGGGGCCAACAGCUUUACCGAGUUAUGAAUCGGUCGUGGAAGCCGAUCCAUACCUAA
Prunus armeniaca (apricot) is the source of this 192-nucleotide messenger RNA. The record is from the annotation of a GenBank genome assembly. NCBI's taxonomy places the organism in Eukaryota, Viridiplantae, Streptophyta, Magnoliopsida, Rosales, Rosaceae.